Molecule: messenger RNA, 1388 nt
Organism: Ixodes scapularis (black-legged tick)
Lineage: Eukaryota; Metazoa; Arthropoda; Arachnida; Ixodida; Ixodidae
Gene: Rrp42
Product: exosome complex component RRP42
Exons: 8
Coding region: 450-1322 (290 amino acids)
Biological process (GO): nuclear polyadenylation-dependent mRNA catabolic process; U1 snRNA 3'-end processing; exonucleolytic trimming to generate mature 3'-end of 5.8S rRNA from tricistronic rRNA transcript (SSU-rRNA, 5.8S rRNA, LSU-rRNA)
Cellular component (GO): cytoplasmic exosome (RNase complex); nuclear exosome (RNase complex)
Source: RefSeq, a predicted model, not a curated record
GCCAGUUGCGAUCCUGGCGGCGUCUCAAUAGCCGUGGCCUAGGUGGCAGACGCCUAUUCUGCUGUAUGUAGCUCUCUAGUGUGGCAGUCCACGGAAGUUUCGCCUGGUUUCGCAGCCAGAAGUCGCGACGUCAUGACGACAGCGACACUCGCGUUCGGUGGUGCUACUUGCAGCUUCUCCUCAGCAUUUCUACGACCAACUGCCAGGGUCAUGACAUGCACCAGCAUGACACUUCGGCUUCUGUGACGUCAUUUGUUGCCAAUUCGGGACCAAACACACGUAACACCAAUCGAAGACGUACCAGGACGUGCUCCAGGCACCGUAGUCGCCGUAGUUGCCAUAGUGCUGCGGUUACUGUGGUGGUAUCACUGGUGCAUGACUUGUAUGGGUUGUGCGGUUUGAGAAUGAAUAAGAUACUUACCAGUUGAAGGGUUUCUGCCGCUUCUACGAUGUCUGAUGUGCUGAUCAGUGAUGCGGAGAAGACAUUUAUAAUCCAUGGAAUACAGGAGAACCUUCGCUGUGAUGGCCGUAGUUGUUUGGAAUACCGUGACAUCGAACUUGAAACUGGCGUUGUAUCGAAUUGCAGCGGUUCGGCGCAUGUCCGGCUGGCAAACACAGAUAUUUUAGUGGGGGUCAAGGCACAACUAGAAACUCCGGAUCCUGGUUCUACUGAUCAAGGACGCAUAGAGUUCUUUGUCGACUGCACUGCAAAUGCUGACCCGGAAUUCGAAGGCCGAGGUGGUGAGGACAUCGCCGCGGAGAUCAGUUCGGCCUUAGCACAGGCCUACAGAUCUCCCAAGUGCCUGGAUCUAAGGUCACUGGCAGUCGUACCUGGUCAACAGGUGUGGGUUCUCUAUGUGGACAUUCUGAUUCUAGAAUGCGGCGGCAGCUUGGUGGAUGCCGUUUCCGUGGCUGUUAAGGCAGCCUUAUAUGACCUCAAGAUCCCCAAGGUUUCAGUGACGGUGGAUGAAAAUGGUGAUCCAGAAGUGGAAGUUUCAGGCGAUCCAUUCGAUGUUGAAAAGCUCAGCAUUGAAAAUGUGCCCUGCUUUAUCACACUCUCAAAGGUAGGACAACAGUUUAUACUGGAUGCUACUCAAGAAGAACAGGCCUGUGCUGUUGGUUCACUGGCCCUAGCAGUCACUGCAAGUGGAAAAAUUGCUGCACUCUUCAAAGCAGGCACUGGAAGUUUGCACCCUGAAAAUGUCAUGGAUGUUAUUGAGGUUGGACGAGACAUUGGCGCCUCUCUGAAUGCUGCCGUAGUUGCAGAGUUGGAAGCGGAAGUUUCUACCAAGAAGAAAGGGCAGAAAGGCUUCUUCCUUUGAAGACUGCAUCCAAUCACAGAGCAUGAAUAUGAUGAUCUAUAAAAUGUGGUUUCAUUUACAUUUUAA